Molecule: messenger RNA, 7053 nt
Organism: Limanda limanda (common dab)
Lineage: Eukaryota; Metazoa; Chordata; Actinopteri; Pleuronectiformes; Pleuronectidae
Gene: greb1l
Product: GREB1 like retinoic acid receptor coactivator
Exons: 34
Coding region: 336-6179 (1947 amino acids)
Biological process (GO): multicellular organism development; kidney development
Source: RefSeq, a predicted model, not a curated record
UGACAAAGGUGACUUGAGACCCACCACAGCAGAGUGAAACUCCAUAUGCUGCCUGGAUAUUAGGAGAUUCCUCCCACCAGGAUUUAUUAUCUGACAUGGACUGCAUUUGACAAAAAAAAAAAGGAAAAAAGGAAAAACGCUGCCUUCACAUUUUGGAUUUACUGCGUUUGAAUUGGAUCUGAUGGGUUUCCUGUGCUGCUGCUGUGAGGCGUCAUGGAAGGUCUGGAAGCUCUGAGAGAAACUUCUUCUCUGAAAGUUCCUGCCGAGUGUUUCUGACCCAGCAUGUAGCAGAGGUGAACAAGUCCCUUCACGCCCGGGAACCAUCUGACAACAUAAUGGGGAAUUCAUAUGCCGGGCAGCUGAAGUCUGCUCGAUUUGAAGAGGUUCUCCACAACUCGAUUGAGGCUUCACUGCGCUCGAGCAGCGGAGAUCCACAGCCCAUCUUCACACAGCUCUACCUGGAGCCGGAGCCGUAUCCUGGAAACAUGGAAGACAUUAAGCCCAAAGUCGACCUCCAUGCCGGGGAGCCCCCGGGUCAAGACCUCAUGAACGGCCACUCGUCCAACGAUCUGGAGGAGCUGGAGGAAGAAGACGACUCAGACAGCAGCAGCCCCCCCCUCCCCUACCUGCAGGUGCCUGCACCCGACGGCUGCUGCACACUGGACGGGUUCUGUCAGGCAGGCAAAGACCUCCGCCUGGACUCCAUAGCAACAGAGCCCAUCGAGGUCCCAGCAGGCUUCGAGCUGGUGGGCGCCAAGUCCCCCAGUGUCCCCGAGCACAUACUGGUCUGUGCCGUGGACCGCCGCUUUUUGCCUGACGACAAUGGGAAAAAUGCACUUUUAGGUUUUUCAGGGAACUGUGUGGGCUGCGGUGAAAGGGGCUUCAGAUACUUCACUGAGUUUUCCAACCACAUCAACCUGAAGUUGUCCACCCAGCCCAAGAAGCAGAAGCACUUAAAGAACUACCUGGUGAAGAAUUCUCAGGGUGCUCUGUGCAAAGGACCCCUCAUCUGCUGGAAAGACUGUAAAACCCGCCAGUUGUCCAGCAACGCGUCCACCUCCAAACCCAGCUCGUCCUCCUCACUCAGCAGUAAAGAAAGUGGAGGCACCAGCGGACACAGCUUGUCUCCCUUUUCCCUUUCAGAUUCCCCACCCACCAGGACGACGCAGGCCUCCUCUGUGUUUUUCGGGGGUCAGGACCUCAGCAGAGACUCCAGCUUCCUCAAACCUCUGGCCUCCACACCUGGAAUCAAGACUCUCCCAAUAGUACCCACAGCUCUGAGGGUGACCGGGCCGACUAACGGUCUGGGUGUGGAUGGACGUCCUCCCUUACUGAGCCCAUCCCAGGUGUCCUUAGGGCCUCAGGUCCAGGGCUAUCGCUCUGCCAACAUAGCAGACAUUCCACUAUCUUCUGUCAUGAACUCGGGUCCGCCAAAAAAACGCCACCGGAGCUGGCAUCCCACCACGUUAGUUCCUGUCCCGUCAACAGCCGUCCCUGUUCCAGCCAUCCGACCGAACGUUUUCUCCCCAGGUGCUGUGUUAGGAGUUUCCUCUGCUCAGCCGCCGGUGGCUCCGGUCAUUCAGCCCCAACCUGUCACAGUCGGAGAGACGGUCAUCGUCCCCGACAACCUGCUCAACUCUUCGGGUGUUCGCCCUGUCAUCCUCAUUGGACAUGGCACUUUACCUUACUUCUAUGGGAAUGUUGGGGAUAUAGUGGUGAGCCCCCUGCUGGUCAGCUGCUACAAGAGCAGCCAGCUGACAGAGAAAACCCUGGAGACUUUGGGCCUGAACAGGAAUCAGCUGCUCAGUGUGGAGACCAUGAUCCUGCUCACUUUGCAGUACCUUGCACGACUAAGCUCCAAUCAGAUUCCUCUGCGGGAGGAGCUGGAGCAGAUCGUCCUGAAGGCCAUGCUGUGCUGUCCGGGGGGUCCGGCCAUCUCCCUGUCCCAGCUGCCCUGGUUGGCCCGGCUGGAGGCCAGCGUCUCCGGGGGGAGCGUCCAAGUCGUGGUCACCCACAACUCUCUGGGAGAAGGCAUCUCCGAGUCCCUGCGCACCCUCAGCGAGGGUCCCCACCCCCUGCAGUGCCUGCCCACCUAUGUGGUCAUCAUCUGUGCCUCCAAAAUGAGCUGCAGCGAGUUCUGUGUGCUCGUUUUGGGAAAGUACCAAGCUCGGGCCUUAGCUGAAGGAAUGCUGACGACUAACGAGUUCCUGAAGGAAAUCAGCUACGAGCUCAUCACAGGGAAAGUCAGCGUCCUGGCUUCUCACUUCAAAACCACAUCAUUAGGGGACAAUCUGGACAAGCAGCUGGUGCGAUACCAGCGGCGACGGAAGGGACAGGUCAUCCAGCCCUUUCAGGGAGAUGUCACUGACCACAUCCACUCGCAGGAGGCUGCCAGCAUGUCACCGCCCUCAGACAGAGCAGCAGACCUCCUGGGUAAGGUGUUCCAGAUCUACCCGACCCAGCUGAGUGUGGCUCGCAGCCUCCUCUCUCAGGUCUGCUCCAUCGCGGACUCUGGGACCCAGAACCUGGACCUGGGUCGCUUCUGUAAAGUGGACUUCCUGGUUUUGGUCCCGCCCUCUCACAUUCUGGUGCACCAGACAGCACAGCGCAUCCGACAAUCAGGGGUGCUUGUGGACCUGGGAGUGGAGGACACCUCCUCGGCCUUUCAGAAGUCGGACAAGUACGUGGUGCGUCUGGACAAUGACGUUCACGCCAAGAUGGAGGCCUUCAUGAGGAAAGUCAAACAGAACCCCUACACGCUGUUUGUCCUCAUUCACGACAACUCGCACGUCGACCUCACGAGCGCUCUGUCUGGGUCCGUGUGCCACGGCGAGCUGCAGGGUCUGGCUGACCGGGUGGUGAACUGCCAGGAAGUCCUGGAUGCCAUGAACCUGCUGGUCCUGCAGGUCAGCUGCUUCCCACACACGCAGCAGACGCGUCAGUCCCGCAUCAGCCUCCACAACGAGGUGCACUGGCCGGCCAGCAGAACUCUGCAGGGAGAGCAGUCCGCCCACGAGCUGGUCUACUUCGGCCUGAGGGACUACAGCAGCUCCCUGCAGUGGGGCGUGGCCAGUCCCAUUCUGCGCUGUGAUGAUGCAUUUGAGAAGAUGGUCCACACUCUGCUGGAAAGACAUCCGCACCUCCACAGCAUGGUGAUCCGCAGCUACCUGCUGAUUCAGCAGUACACCGAGGCCAUGAUGGCUCUGACCUCCUCCCCGUCCCUGAGAGACCACAUCACCCCGGAGACUCUGGCCAUGGUGGAGGACCUGAUCAACGCCCCGAGCAGGGAGGGCUCCCAGGGGCGGGGCCACAUGCUGCUGGUCCGCGUCCCCUCGCUGCAGCUGGCCAUGCUGGCCCGGGAACGACUGGAGGACGUGAGGGAUAAACUGGGGCUCCAGCUGUGCUUCGCCGUGCUGCUGGGGAGUCCGGCCUCCGAACUCAUCCUGCACCGGAACUUCACCAGUCGUCUCAGGGCGUGGCGAGGCUGUGAGAAUGAGGACUGGGUUCCUCACACCUACGAGGAUCUGGAAGGGCUGCCCUGCAUCGUCAUCCUCACAGGCAAAGACCCUCUAGGAGAGACGUUCCCCAGGUCUCUGAAAUACAGUGACCUUCGCCUGAUAGACUCCAGCUACCUGACCCGUACGGCCCUGGAGCAGGAGGUGGGUCUGGCCUGCACUCAUGUGUCCAUGGGCGUGGUCAAGGAGCCCAAGAAGGUCAAAGCCCCCCGGGAGUCCGACGGAGAAAAGGCCUCCCCCAGCCUGAACGACGGCGAUGAGCUGGAAAGACCUCAGAGCAACGGCAGCGCGGCGACCAGAACUUCAAGUUCUUUGGCAGAGAACGGAGUCAGUUCAUCCGAUGUCGCGGACUCGUUCCAGAAACCCUCCACCUGCCUGCCUGAAGGUCCUGCUAUCACAGACAUCGGCACCAUGACACAAGGGUUCAAGCAGGAGUGCGAUUCCCUGGGAAGCCAGUUUUCCACGAACCCCACCAAAGCAUCCAAGGCGUCUCCGUCCCUUUGCUCCAGCUCCUCUUCUUCCUCCCCCUCCCCAUCGUCCUCCUCCACCCAGAGGCCCAGCCAAUCCACGCAGUGCAGCCGAGAACCCAAGCCCACCCGGGUGUCACCGCGGACCGUCAUCAUGUCCCGGGCGGCGUACAACCUGCUGGCCGGCGAGUCGGGGAGUCAGCUGAGCUCCUACUCCCUGCUGCCUCACGCUGAUGUGGCGUGGAGCAGCCCACUGAGGCCCCUUAUCACCCAGAACCUGCAGGGGGCAGAGCAGAGCACGUACUACCGCCAGUGGACCAUCACCAGGCAGCAUCACGCUGAUCAUGAAUCUCCGACUGUGCCGCAUCCACGACGUUUGUUACUCAGUGGACCCCCUCAGGUGGGUAAAACCGGAGCCUACCUGCAGUUUCUCCGUAUCCUGUUUCGAAUGCUCAUCAGACUGUUGGAGGUUGAUGUGUAUGAUGAGGAAGAGGACGAAGAGGAGGAAACCUCAGAGGUCAUGACUCCAGGAAACACCCAGUGGCCCGACAUUGAGGACGUUCGAAAGCUGCCCUUUGACCCUUACCCCCGGGACCCGAAGUUCAAGGAGGCCAGCCCGGUUUUCUCUCCUAAGAUGCCAAAGGUCUUACAAGAUUUUAAUCAGGAAGGCGAGAGCCAAGCACCAGCCAAGCGAGAGACCAAGUCCAUACGUCUGAGCAGGUUCGCGGCCCACAAUGCCUUUCACCACUGCGAACAGUGUCACCACUACUGUGAAGCAGGCCCCGCCAUGCAGCUGUCGGAGUGCACCUUUCAUGCCUUCACCUUCUGCUCCUCCAUGCUGGGGGAGGAGGUCCAGCUCCAGUUCGUCAUUCCCAAAGCCAAGGAGCAGCAUUUUGUCUUCAGUCAGCAGGGUAGCCACCUGGAGAGCAUGUGCCUGCCUCUGGUCUCCAGCAAGAAUCCUGAUCUGUUGAAGAGUCCGAUCUUCACGCCGACCACUGGAAACCAAGAGCACGGCCUGCUCAACAUCUUUCACGCCAUGGAGGGCGCCGCUCACGUGCACAUCCUGGUGGUGAAGCAGUGCGAGAUGCCGCACUACAGGAAGUACUGGCCCAACCACAUCCUGCUCGUCCUGCCGGCCAUGUUCAACAACGCUGGAGUUGGUGCUGCUCGCUUCAUGAUCAAAGAGCUGUCAUACCACAACCUGGAGCUGGAGAGAAACCGACUAGAGGAGCAAGGGGUCAAGAGGCAAGAUGUGUGGCCGUUCAUCGUCAUGAUGGACGAUUCCUGCGUGCUGUGGAACGUCCACCAGUCAGCGGACUGCAGUGAGUCAUCAGAUGGAAGCUCCACCCUCAUCAACGUGUCUCUGAAGACGGUGCUGCAGCACAUGGAGGGCACGCCGAAGAUCUCCCUGUACGCCAUGUGCGGCACUCGCAAGUGGAGCAGCAGCCUGGCUCGCCGGUCUCCCAGCCAACCCUUCAGUCGCUGUCAUCUCCACGACUUUGUCCUGCUCAACGUGGACCUGACGCAGAACGUCCAGUAUGACCUCAAUCGCUGUGGCUGUGAGGAGGUGGACUUUAAUCUGAGGGUGAACAGCAGUGGGCUGCUGCUGUGCCGCUUCAACUACUUCAGCCUGAUGAAGAAACACAUUCCAACUGGCGGGAACAAAGACUUCCUGGUCAAACCUAAACUCAUGGAAAUAGAGAACCUAACCCCAAUCAGCCCGUCCCAGUACGUUUGCGCCCCAGACAGCGAGCAGACUCUUCUAGACGCCCCGGCCCAGUUCCUGCUGGAAAGGUUCCUGCAGAGCUGCAGCCACAGACUGUUUCCAAAGGCUGUUCAAAACAGAAACAACCCAGUUCUGUCCAUCGACAGCUACCUCAACAUCAGCCCGGAGAUUUCCGUGUGCUACUUCAACUCUCGACCACACUCCACCAACCUGAACCAUCAGGGCCUGGUGUUCAGUGGCCUUCUGCUUUACCUCUGUGACUCCUUCGUCGUCUCGGGACUUCUCAGGAAAUUCCGCUUCCUCAAAGGUGCCACCCUCUGUGUGAUCUGUCAGGACCGGAAUUCCCUGCGUCAGACCAUCGUCCGGCUCGAGCUGGAGGACGAGUGGCAGUUCCGGCUGCGCGACGAGUUUCAGACCGCCAACUGCAGCGAGGACCGGCCGCUCUACUUCCUGACCGGCCGCCACGUUUGAGCCUGUGAACAAGCUCGGGUCUGCCUCUCCUCUGCAGAAGCACAAUCAGAGACAAGGGUAGAUUUGAUUCCCAACCAGCAGUCCGAUUGGAGGAUUUGCUGGAGCACGAGACCUGAGGUUGUGGACACAUUAGCGGCCUGAUGUGGCUUUUCUUCAUCUGUGCUACCACAGUGCACUAUGCCUGGCUCUGGAGAGGAGCCGGUACAUGUUUUGAACUCUUGCUUGUAGCUGAACUUGUCUCUACUUGAGCUUGCGUUUCACUGACUUUGCUGCGGGCGGGAAAAACCCCACAGCUGAAACUGAACUUGAUUUGUUUUUCGUUGUUGUAUUUGGCAGAAAUGGACGCUGUUCGAUGGAUAAUGUGACUAUUUGAAGAUUAUAUGUGUUCACAGACUGUGACUACAGUGCGUCCCAUCCAGCACAUAAAGUGUUUAUCUCAGGGUUUUUAAGGCAGAUCCAAGGGUGGUUGCUAAAAAAGGGGUUGAAGCUUUUUCUCCUUGUUCACAGUGUAUUUUUGGCAUUAACGUAUGUAUGCUGGCACCAAAGAAAUCCUCCACUGCACCUUGUCCUUGUCCCUUCUCACCUGCUCUGCCUCUCAAACUCCACUGAGAUCAUCUCAUAUUGAAAAAUCUGCCCAAACACAGGUUGGCCUGCUUUGGAUUUGUAUCAUCUCGAGUAUCAGAUUCUAGCGUCCAACCAGUGUUAUGCAAACAGAAAAUCUAUUUAAGACAAGUGCAAACUCUUAAUCUUGUUUGCCUCUAAAAUAUGUCCAUGGCACCAAUAACCCUCUGACCAGGGAUAUGGCAGAGUGAGUGUGACGGUAUUUUCCAAAUGAUUUCAUCCAAUAGAAUAAAUUCACAACAGAAUCAUACAA